Messenger RNA from Cyprinodon variegatus (sheepshead minnow), 2650 nucleotides. It is a transcript of the gene oxtra, whose product is annotated as oxytocin receptor. Lineage: Eukaryota; Metazoa; Chordata; Actinopteri; Cyprinodontiformes; Cyprinodontidae. Gene Ontology annotation, molecular function: oxytocin receptor activity; vasopressin receptor activity; peptide binding. Bases 322 to 1494 code for a protein of 390 amino acids. The transcript is spliced from 3 exons. Gene Ontology annotation, biological process: maternal process involved in parturition; regulation of systemic arterial blood pressure by vasopressin; female pregnancy. The record is from RefSeq and is a predicted model, not a curated record. Gene Ontology annotation, cellular component: membrane.
UAUGUUAGAGCUACAAUUGUUUUCCAUUUCUAGUUUUAUUUUUUCAAUUUAGACUUAGGGAGCAGAACUCCACAGAUUGUCAUUUUGAGAAGAUACAUUUCAGAUCUUUUGUGCGUUUUGUAAUUUUGGAUCACACUGCAGACCAACGGAUGACGUCCGACACAACGUAAAUUAUUUUUACCAAGUGGGAAUUAUGAACUGUCCCCAAAAAUGCCUGAUCACCUGAAACAAGGAGGACUUGGGCUCCCUAUCCUCUCCAGGUAACCAAACCAUUAGACCUCACAGCCCUCUCGCAUCUGCAGAGAGGACUGCACUACGGCAAUGGAAACGAUUUCUAAUGAAAGUGACAUCUGGCAACUGAACGACUCUUGGAAGAACUCGAGCUUUUUUAAUGGGACCGCUGGGUUCAAUCAAACGAACCCCCUGAAACGGAAUGAGGAGGUGGCCAAAGUGGAGGUGACCGUGCUCGCCCUGGUGCUCUUCCUGGCGCUCGCAGGAAACCUGUGCGUCCUGCUGGCCAUCCACACCACCAAACACAGCCAGUCCCGCAUGUAUUACUUCAUGAAGCACCUGAGCAUCGCCGAUCUGGUCGUUGCUAUAUUUCAGGUCCUUCCUCAACUUAUCUGGGACAUAACAUUUCGCUUCUACGGACCCGACAUUUUGUGUAGGUUGGUGAAAUACCUGCAGGUCGUCGGGAUGUUUGCCUCCACUUAUAUGUUAGUUCUGAUGUCUGUAGAUCGCUGUUUGGCCAUAUGUCAGCCUCUCCGCUCACUACACAGAAGAAAAGACCGUUUUUAUGUGAUAUUUUCCUGGCUCCUUAGCCUGCUCUUCAGCAUCCCGCAGAUUUUCAUCUUUUCCCUCAGAGAAGUCGGCUCAGGAGUGUAUGACUGCUGGGGCGACUUUGUGAAACCCUGGGGAGCCAAAGCAUACAUUACAUGGAUCAGCCUCUCCAUCUACAUCAUCCCGGUGGCCAUACUCAGCAUUUGUUACGGGUUAAUUAGCUUUAAAAUAUGGCAAAACUUUAAGUUAAAAACAAGACGGGAGCAAUGCAUCAGCCUAACGCCCAAAACCUGCAAAAGCAACACGCUGGCCAGGGUGAGCAGCGUAAGGCUCAUCUCCAAAGCCAAAAUUACCACCGUGAAAAUGACUUUUGUGAUUGUGGUGGCAUACAUCGUGUGCUGGACCCCCUUUUUCUCAGUCCAGAUGUGGUCUGCGUGGGAUCCAGCUGCGCCUCGUGAGGCCAUGCCCUUCAUUAUCUCCAUGCUGCUUGCAAGCCUGAACAGCUGUUGUAACCCCUGGAUCUAUAUGUGCUUUGCUGGUCAUCUCUUCCACGAUCUGAGGCAGAACUUCCUGUGUUGUUCCACUCGCUACCUCAAGUCAUCCCAAUGCCGCUGCGAGCGUGACUUUGACUCCAGCCACAAGAGCAACUCAUCGACCUUUGCCAUUAAGAGCACCAGCAGUCAGAGGAGCAUCACUCAGACAUCCACCACGUAAGCCCCUGGCCUCUUUUUUCCCCCUUCUCUCCAAAGCUGCCCACUCAGCCUCUCACUACAUGCUGCUCCCCAUUAAUUUUCCAGCGGUUCGAUUUCUUCAAAAUGCCUCCCUUGGCAAGACUUGCUGUUAAAGCCUAGAAGGGGAAAACAGCCCACACAGUACUUCUGCUUCAGCAUAAAUUCAGAAUUUUACUGUGAAACUGAAAACUGUAAUAAACAGAUGACCCCUCCAUUAGACUUAAAUCAGAUAAUCAUGGACUAAAAAGAGUGUUCAGAUGGAAAUGUUUCUAUUUUUUUUUUUGUAUAUACUUGAUCUAAAUGUACAGGAUGUGUUAACUGCGCAUACAAAGUGAUUAAAAUGAGUAUUCAACGGAUGUCCAUGCACUGUAAAUUGUUACAGUUUUUCACACCAGCAUAGCUAAUGGAUGGUCUUUGUGGUUAUAAAUGUAUCUGUUAAAAAAUAUGUAUUCUGUCGUCCAGCUUGUCACGUGUUUGCUCACAUAUUAACUGUUACUUCAGCUCUUGUUAAAUUUAGUAUGCCAUGCCUGUCAUUGCUAACCAUCAGAGAAAGGGUUAAAAAACAAUAAAGCCUAUUAAGUGCAAUGAAACCUUUUGAUCAUGCUGUUAUCUUUCAUUUCAUUCAGGGACAGUGUCAUCAUCAAUGUCAGGUUGUUCAUUUAGUGCUCAAAUCUCUUUAGUCAAAUUUAAGAAUACAGUUUCUUGCAACAAUAACUAUACAUUAACUUAUUUCACAUGAUCAUGCUGAUAUACCAACAAACUGUUGUGAUUUUUGUAGGACUGAAACUGAAAUGAAAACAAAAUGGUGUAAAAUAAUAAGAACAAUGAUGUAAGGCUUUCAAAAAUAGUGUGCUUUGAGUUUGUAUUCCGCUCCUUUACUCAUCCUAAAAUAAAGACCAAUGCAACCAGCUGACCUUAGAAGACAUCUUAUUUCUUGUGUAUAACCAGUAUAAAUCCAACUUGUAACUAAGCGUCUAUGUUGAUUAUGUUUCAAGUACUAUUUAGGUUUUAAUGUCAUUUUAAACUUUAAUGCUGUGAAUACCAGAACUUUGAAAAAUAUUCAGCUGUUUAUGCAGGGCUUUUGUUCAGUUCUGUCUACAGUAUGUGUUCCUGUCUGCAAUUUUAAUUUAGAACCAAAA